Pseudozyma hubeiensis SY62 is the source of this 1284-nucleotide messenger RNA. RefSeq lists its product as hypothetical. Gene Ontology annotation, biological process: lipid metabolic process. Gene Ontology annotation, molecular function: oxidoreductase activity, acting on the CH-CH group of donors. The record is from RefSeq and is a predicted model, not a curated record. NCBI's taxonomy places the organism in Eukaryota, Fungi, Basidiomycota, Ustilaginomycetes, Ustilaginales, Ustilaginaceae. Bases 1 to 1284 code for a protein of 427 amino acids. The transcript has a single exon.
AUGAUCUUUGAACACUGUUCUUCUUCUGUCGUGACGACCACCACCUUCACCACCGUCCUCCCAGACCUAGGCUCGACGUCGUGCAAUAUCUACGUUGCGACCGCCAACAUGUCAUUCUUCACAUGGGUCAAGGACGUGAUCGGCUUCGGCACACUGCCGAGUCCACCCUACUCACCAGCUCAACUCUAUUCUAUCGUGCUGGCGAGCUUUAAAGCUUGGCCGUUCCUCAUCCCCGUGCUCUCGCUUAUCAACGCUCCGCACGGUCGCUUCGCCUUCGACAGCCUGCUCAACAUCAACGGCAACCUGGGCUGGUUCAUCAUGGAGAUCCCUUCGCCUAUCUUUGUGCUGCUCGGAGCGUUGUCCAAGCCGCUCUCGACGACGGUGGUCAAGUCGACGUCGGCCGGUGGAAUCCUGCCCCCCCUGUCGGCCCUCUUCUCGCCGUCAAUAAAGCAAUUCUUCGCUCUGCCGUCGGCGAACCAGGCGCUGGUGGUGAUGUUCUUGGUUCACUAUUCGCACCGAGCAGUGCUGCAACCGCUGAGAUCGCCGAAGCGCUCACCUCUGCACAUCUCGGUGCCGCUCUCUGCGUUGGCGUUCAACCUGAUCAACGGGUUUGUGAUGGGUAGCUGGCUUGGUGGAAGGACUCCCUGGUCGGCGCUGCCGCAACCUGCUGUCGCUUCGGCUGCUCUCACCGCCGUCGGUGCGAAGGUCGGCGGCACAGCGUCGUCGGUAGCUGCAUCGGAGCUGGCCCGAAAGCUCGUCUCCACCGGAGCAGCAGAUGUACUCGGCGUCGGCUCACCCGGCCUGAUCUCCAACUCGGUCUGGAAGAGCCCUCUCUGGUACCUCGGGCUGGCAGGCUGGGCCAUCGGAUUCGCCGGCAAUGUCAUCCACGACGAAAUCCUCAUGGACAUCCGUCGACCCAACAAACAAACGCAACGGGCCAAAACCCCAUCUAAUGACACCAACGUAGGCAAAGGCAGCUCGGCACGCAAAUACUCCAUCCCGCGCGGUGCACUGUUCGAGUACAUCUCGUUCCCCAACUACCUCUGCGAGUGGUUCGAGUGGUUCUCCUUCGCCUUUGCUGCCCUAUACUCUCUACCCAUAUUCAAGCAUCUCACCGCCAAAGAUGCGCUCGCAACAGCGCUCUCUACACCGCCGUUCCUGUUCCCCUUCGUGCUCGUCUGCCUCAUGGCCCCCAGAGCAACCAACGGUCACAAGUGGUACAAAAAGACGUUCGGAGACAAGUUCCCGCGGAAGAGAAAGGCCAUCAUCCCUUUCGUCUUCUGA